GUGCCUCACGAUACAUGAAGCCGGCCCUAAUCAUCCCUACCCUUUGGGUACAAAGUGUACAAGAAACAUUGCUCUACCGUCAAAUCUGACUCAAUUUGGCUGGCUGUUGCGACCAAAUUUGAAUUCCUAAAAAAAGUUGAGAAAUCCAUGGAGGCCGGGAAGAGGAAGAGAGCAGGUAAUGAAGAGGAGGGAAGAGAAGCUCGUUACCGGGGAGUUCGCCGGCGGCCAUGGGGGAAGUUUGUGGCGGAGAUACGUGACUCUUCAAGAAAUGGGGCUCGCCAGUUUCUGGGAAAAUUUGAUACAGCGGAAGAGGCGGCAAGAGCUUAUGACCAAGCUGCUUUUGCUUCCCGUGGCCAUCAAACUAUCCUCAACUUCCCAAAUGAGUACCAACAUCAUCAUCAAAACUCGAGCUCUUCGUCGGCAACUAUGGCAUCCUUAUCGUCGUCCUUCUCCUCUUCAGGUGCUCCUGGCCGGAGUAGCUGUUUGUCGAGUGGACAAGAAGGGGAAGAUAAGGGGAAGGUAGCUAAUCCCACUCAUAAACUACCAGGUGAGGGAACACAAGAGGAGGGAAGAGGAGGGAAGAGGGAGAGAGCAGGUAAUGAAGAGGAGGGAAGAGAAGCUCGUUUCCGGGGAGUUCGCCGGCGGCCAUGGGGGAAGUUUGCGGCCGAGAUACGUGACCCUUCAAGAAAUGGGGCUCGCCAGUGUGUGGGAACAUUUGAUACAGCGGAAGAGGCGGCAAGAGCUUAUGACCGAGCUGCUUUUGCUUCCCGUGGCCAUCAAGCUAUCCUCAACUUCCCAAAUGAGUACCAAAAUCAUCAUCAAAACUCGAGCUCUUCGUCGGCAUCUAUGAAAUCCUUAUCGUUGUCCUCCUCCUCUUCAGGUGCUCCUGGCCGGAGUAGUUGUUUGUCGAGUGGACAAGAAGGGGAAGAUAAGUUGAAGGUAGCUAAUCCCACUCAUAAAACACCAGUUGACUAUUUUCAUAAUCGUCUCCUAGUCGGGAUUCCAAUUGGGGUCGCAACGUUUAACGACCUAGAGUUUUGGCUUAUUGAUGAGGAUCAUUGGGUUUAUGUCUGUUUUGAAUAAUAAUAUUUCAUAGGGACCUUUUCUUUUUGAUUAUGUAUAGCUUAAAACACUGUAGGCUGGAUUUUUAAAGCGGAUGGCAAUGACCUCCCUAUAACGUAGAUCUUCAUAGACCGGACCAACUUUUGAUAUAUUGUAUAGUGUUUUCUUUUGUUGAUCCCUUGUAUUGUUUUGUACUAACCUAAAAUUGCAAUAUAUAUAAAAGUAGGAUGAAGUUAAUUCUCUUA
Alnus glutinosa is the source of this 1307-nucleotide messenger RNA. RefSeq names its product ethylene-responsive transcription factor 1A-like. Lineage: Eukaryota; Viridiplantae; Streptophyta; Magnoliopsida; Fagales; Betulaceae. Bases 148 to 1083 code for a protein of 311 amino acids. Gene Ontology annotation, molecular function: DNA binding; DNA-binding transcription factor activity. Gene Ontology annotation, biological process: regulation of DNA-templated transcription; ethylene-activated signaling pathway. The transcript is spliced from 4 exons. The record is from RefSeq and is a predicted model, not a curated record.